Messenger RNA from Dromiciops gliroides (monito del monte), 3609 nucleotides. RefSeq names its product UBA domain containing 1 (gene UBAC1). Gene Ontology annotation, molecular function: protein binding. The record is from RefSeq and is a predicted model, not a curated record. The transcript is spliced from 10 exons. The coding region runs from base 279 to 1496 and encodes 405 amino acids. Lineage: Eukaryota; Metazoa; Chordata; Mammalia; Microbiotheria; Microbiotheriidae.
GCGAGCCAGGGCGACGGCUGUGGGCCGAGGGCGGCGAGUGACAGGUCGCGACGGGGCCAGAGCCGGGGUCGGGGCUAGUACUGGGGUCUCUGGGGACUAGCUUCUGUGCUUCUCUCGCUCGUCCCACCGCGGUGACUUUCAUGGGCCGCGGGCCCCCAGCUCCAGGGUGGCUGAAGCGGGCCGUGUGAGGCGGGCGGCAGAGGCGGCGGGUGGCUGAGGCCGAGGGAGACUGAGGCGAGCGAGGCCCGGGCCCAGCCGGGCACUGAGGGAGGGCGGCGAUGUUCGUGCAAGAGGAGAAGAUCUUCGCCAGGAAAGUCCUGAGGCUUCACAUCUGCACCAUGGAAGGCACCGAGUGGCUGGAGGAGGUCACCGAGGAUACCACGGUGGAGAAGCUCAAGGAGCGCUGCCUCAAACACUGUGUUCAUGGGAAUUUAGAAGACCCCAAAAGUGUAACACACCAUAAAUUAAUACAUGCUGCUUCAGAGAGGGUCCUGACAGACACCAAAACUAUCUUAGAAGAAAACAUUCAAGAUAAAGAUGUCUUAUUAUUGGUUAAAAAACGAGCUCCUCCUCCUCCUCCUAAGAUGACUGACGUUUCAGCUGAGGAAAAGAAAAAGCAAGAACAGAAAGCUCCAGAUAAAGAUGCUAUUCUCAAAGCGACAGCAAAUAUUCCCUCCCAUAGUGUGGACAGGACUGUGGCCCAUCAUAGCAUGAGAGAUUUCCAGACAGAACUCAGAAAGAUCUUGGUUUCACUUAUAGAGGUGGCACAGAAAUUGUUAGCACUGAACCCUGAUGCAGUUGAAUUAUUUAAAAAGGCAAAUGCAAUGUUGGAUGAGGAUGAUGAUGACCGAGUAGAUGAAGUGGCUUUAAGACAACUUACAGAAAUGGGCUUCCCUGAGAACAGAGCUGUGAAAGCACUUCGUCUCAAUCACAUGUCGGUAACACAGGCCAUGGAGUGGUUGAUAGAACAUGCAGAAGAUCCAACUGUGGACACGCCUCUUCCAGGUCAAGUUUCAUUAGAAGCUGCAGGUGCUUCUGCCUCCUCCUCUCAAGCUUCUGGUGGACCUAAUACAGAAGGGGAGGAAGUCAAGGAUGAGCUAACAGAAAUCUUCAAGAAGAUCCGUAGGAAAAGAGAAUUUCGGCCAGAUCCACGAGCCGUCAUUGCUCUGAUGGAAAUGGGAUUUGAUGAAAAGGAAGUGGUAGAUGCACUGAAAGUAAACAACAACCAGCAGAAUGCAGCAUGUGAAUGGCUGCUGGGAGACAGAAAACCCUCACCAGAAGAUUUAGAUAAGGGAAUUGAUCCAGACAGUCCUCUCUUCCAAGCCAUCCUUGACAACCCAGUUGUGCAGUUAGGACUAACUAAUCCUAAAACCUUGUUAGCAUUUGAAGAUAUGCUUGAAAACCCAUUAAAUAGCACACAAUGGAUGAAUGACCCUGAGACAGGACCUGUCAUGCUACAGAUCUCCAGGAUCUUUCAGACACUGAACCGCACCUAGUGUGAUGGACAUCCCUCCAGUCUGCUGUUCCCGCUGCCCACAGCUUCAGGUUCCUCAGAGAAGAAGAAGCCGAGGAUUUGGGGGGAGGGGAAGAAAAAUAGCUUUUGGUAUUUGGCUAGAGGCCUUCUUAGUUAUACUUCUCAAACAAGAAAGAGUGUAGCUUAUGGCCAGCUCGAAAUGUAGUUGCCUUAUGGAUUUAUUGGUAGUGGAAGAAGAGUUUGCAUUCAGUUAGAUGGAAUUAAAAAAUCCAUAUCUUGAAAAAUACUGAUGCAAAUGACUUACAUAGGAUUGUUUGAGACAAUAAUGACUGCUCUGGUUUUAUAUCUUAUUGCUUUAAAAAAAAGAAUCUGUGAGGGUAGUUUACAAGUCAGUAUUUUUAGCAUCUGACUGAUGUUUACAAAAAGUGACUGACCACUUCAGUGAGGAAUUAAAUGAUAUACUCAUCUCUAAAGAGUAUUAAGUUAUGAUUAUUAAAAUGAAAUGCUAUUUGAAUUGACCCUUAGAGUUUGAUUUUUAAAUCUAGAUGUUAUUUGAGAGAGCAUGUUUCAAUCCAAACUGUUAACAUCAGACAUACUAAUUUAAGUAGAUUAAUUCAUAGGUUAAAUUUUUUUUAAUAAAUAGUUUUCCUUUUUCCUAUUUUCUGUGUUAGUGUUGUUCUAGUACCCAAAGAAAAAGUGUUACAUUACUUUAAACAAUUCACAUCUCACUAUAUUAAAGAUGCAGUAUUUUUUUCUCUAACAGUUCAUUUUGCCACACCAAUAUUUUUAAUAUCUACAGGGGUAGAUUUUAUUAAUAUGUAGACACAUUUUGGUGGCGCAAAAGGGUGUUUUAAUUUAAUGAUUUUAGUUUAAUGAGUUUAAAAAAGUCAAUAGAACACAAUUCUUCACAUCCCCCAUAGCAUAUAUCUUAAGGAAAAGCAAACUGUUACAGGCAUUAAGCUAAUACCUUUUCUGUCUCUUUGCCCUCUUUUUAAAUUAAAAAAAAAAUCCUCUGUUCAUUGUAAUUGCCAGAAGUAGUUGUCUUCUGAGGAUGUUUUGGUUACUAACAUUCUUUUGAAGGCAGCCAAAUAACAUCUGCCUUAUUGCACUAACAUAUUUGCCUUGAUUAUUGGCACCUAAGUAUUACCUGGCAUUAGUUGGCUUACACAUUGUGGAGUUACCAUUCUUCCAUAAAUAGCCAAUUACUAUAGAAGUCUUAUAGCUGAGAUGACCAGGUCGUUUUUAUCUUGCUGACCAGGUAUCUUCAUGGUUUUAGCAAUAUCAAGAAUGAUUCUUGCAGUUCUUUUAGGCAUUUUCUGGUUCCUAUGUUUGUUUGGAAAAAAGAUCUCUUGUAAGACACUCCUGAACAUAUGUGUGAAGUGUUGCAAUGUAUCUGUUCUCUGAUAAUUUGUUCUCAUUUUUUCCCUCCAUGCUUUAACUUGAAAGUGACUUGGAGUUUGUGUUGUUGUUUUUUUUAACUCAGAGUUCUUAAUUCAUUUAUUUUUAACUUGAAAAUCUGUGGAAUAAAUUAUUUUCCUUUUUUUCCUCUUCCUUGAUAGGGUAAUAUUCCCCCUGCUACUUCUCCCACUCAAAAGAGUAAGUUUACAAGUCAGUAUUUUUAGCAUCUGACCAGUUUGCAAAGAGUGACUGACUACAUAAGUGAGGAAUUUAAUGAUAUAUUCAUCUCUGAAGAGGAAUUUACCUCUUCCUCUUCAAAAAAAUUAUGGGGGGAUCCUAUACUUCAAAAAAGAUUAGUGAUUUAUUAAUAUACAAAGUACUAACAUAUUACCUAUUUGAUUCUAUAUAAUAUUUAUGAAAGAGUAAAAUAUCUUAGAUAUACAAAAUCCAUGUUACAAUGUAAAGUUUGGCAUUUAGUACAAUAGGAAUUUUUCUUUUGUACUACAGAAUGAUUUUUACUUUGUAUAAAAUUUAUCCAAAUAGUACACAAUAACCCUUAUUAAAGGACCUCUCCUCCCAGGUUGUGAAAAUUUCCUGAGUUCAUUAUUCCUUCUGUAUACAGAUUUUCAAGAGCCCUGAUUAAGAAAAAUUAACUAUUUCAUAAGCUUAAUCUAGACUCUAAUUCACUUGUAUAAACUGGAAUUACUAUGAAAAAACAAAGCUGUUUUAUAGCCAAA